GACCCUACACAUCUUACAUUAAGUCUUCUUGUAUCGUUUACAUCAUCUUCCAACACUCAUUCAUACUAUUGAUAUCUUUGGAAUUUACUAUUCUAACACACAGUUCACUGCUCCAAGUGUCUACAUCACGGUUCGGUAUACUUUCAGAGAAAAUAUUGGUAUUGCAUAUGGUCGCAGCUAUGAGACAAAGUCAAACCGGCAAACAUUCGCUAUUGAUAAUUGUUACUCUUUUAAGCUCAAAUUUCGCUCAGGCAAACACUAUCUUCGAGCGGGCGACAUGUCCUCAAGCGGACUAUGUACAAUGUGCAAAUACUGGGCUACCAUCAGACUUUUGCUGUCCUUCUACUUCGACUUGUAUAGCUUUAGCACAAAACACCACCCUAUUAUGCUGUCCUAGUGGAAGUGAUUGUAGCACUAUCCAACCCAUCACUUGCGACAUCACUCAACAAAAUAUCACUUCACAUCCUGAAAACACACUCAAAACUACAGCUCUAACAGCAACUUUGGAACAAUGUGGAAGCAACUGCUGUCCAUUUGGUUAUACUUGCGUAAAUGGCAACUGUCAGAUGAACGCCGAUCAAGCGGAUUCCGUUCCAGGUCAACAACAGAGUUCUGCAGGGAGUACCGGAACAUCAUCUAUAGCCACGAGCUCAGGUACACAAGUAACUGCUACCUCGGGCAGUCCCUCUUUCACUAACCCGUCGUCUACUUCAACCCCAUCUUCAACCGGCACACCUAUAACUAUCAUUCCAAAAACAUGCGACAAAUACCCUGUCGAAGCAAUCCUCAUAGGUUUAUUUCCAGGUAUCGCCAUAGGGGCUCUUCUUGCUCUUCUCACUGUAUGCUGUCUCGGUCGCCGCAAGCCUUCCCAACGCAAAAGCGGUUCCUCCUUUGGAAAUAUCUCCGACCCUGUCCCUACCAGCUACGUGCGUACCGAUUUCCUCCGCAAAAUGCCUCAAACUCCUUCUACAUCCGCAGGCGGUACUCCUCGAAGAAACAAAACCAUUACACGUGUUCAAUCCUUGUUUCGAAAGUCCACCGCCACAGGAAUGUCCAAUAGUCCCACCAUAGCUUAUCAAAAUAGUCCACCUCCAGCAUUACCAAUCCCGCUCAAUAUUCAAAGAAACAAACAAAUGCAAGUACCCAAUCGACCCAUUACUCCUCCUCUACAACGCGAACCGAGUUUUGAAGAUAUAAACAUCUUUACAGAUGCCGACACCGCGAGUUCGUUUCGACAAGUUAGAGAACAACAAAAUCAAACCCAAUCACAAAGUGUAAAUCAUCUGGGCGUACCGCCUACAUUCGGAAUACAAGCACAGGAAAGAGGAAGUCACAAUACUACAUUCACGGAUAUGUUGGAGAAGAGUGGCUUGGCUGGAUUACAAAAGGGUCAACGUACGUACCAACUCCUUGAAGAUAAUUUGUUGAAACGAGAGGGUUGGAAAGAUAGGGAGGGAUAGAUGAUUUGUGUUUUUAUUUUGUUAUGUUUUUCUUUUUUGAAUGUUUUUUUCUUUUUUGAAUGUUUUUUUCUUUUUGGAAUUACUUUUGAAUUUUUGAAUUUUGAGAUGUGCAGUUGCUAAUUGUGUUUGUUUUUUUCCGGCGAAAAGCGUAUGUUUAUCGAGGAAGUGUAACGGCUUAUACACCCAGUCCACCACAGAGAGAUAGGAUGGGAAAGUAAUGAUUUAUUAGCGGGCUAUAGAUUGGGGGUAGGAUACGAUAGGAUAGGAUGGCAAAGGCCUAGGGUGAAGAUUGAAGAUUGAUUUUUUUUAGGUGUUAUGGAUAGGAAGUAUAGUAUAGAUAAAUAGAUAAUUGGUGACUCGGGGAGAGUUUAACGAAUGCUUUUGAAUAUUAAAAUCCGCAAGUUCGGAUAGGAUGGGAGUUAUAAGGGGGAAUGGAUUGGGGAUUUGUUGUGAUAUGUUGCGUUGUAUUGUGUUGUAUUACAUUACAUUACAGUAUAGUAUAUUAUAUUAUAUUAUAGUUUAUAGUUUAAUGUUGGAUAUCGAGUUUAAGGAGUUGUAUAUAUAAAUACAGAUCGUAAUGGAAAUA
Messenger RNA from Botrytis cinerea B05.10, 2046 nucleotides. RefSeq lists its product as hypothetical. The transcript has a single exon. The record is from RefSeq and is a predicted model, not a curated record. Lineage: Eukaryota; Fungi; Ascomycota; Leotiomycetes; Helotiales; Sclerotiniaceae. The coding region runs from base 168 to 1460 and encodes 430 amino acids.